Spinacia oleracea (spinach) is the source of this 2191-nucleotide messenger RNA. Its product is annotated as GPCR-type G protein 2. Lineage: Eukaryota; Viridiplantae; Streptophyta; Magnoliopsida; Caryophyllales; Amaranthaceae. The transcript is spliced from 14 exons. Bases 255 to 1658 code for a protein of 467 amino acids. Gene Ontology annotation, biological process: response to abscisic acid. The record is from RefSeq and is a predicted model, not a curated record. Gene Ontology annotation, molecular function: abscisic acid binding. Gene Ontology annotation, cellular component: membrane.
GCAAGUGAGCAUCUAAAUGGAAAGAGGCACAAAACGAAGAUACAAGAGCUCUGAUCCAACAUCAGACUUGAAGAGGAAGUGAGCAAAACAUCACAUUGAACAAUUACAUUCGGUUAUGAAAUCCAAAUCCAAAUCCGGGAAACAUCAGAUCAACAACAGUUACAUACACCAUCAAAAAUCUAUCCCCAAAUUGCAAAGAGGGGUUUUUGAUUGAUUUAAGGAAUCAUCUUCUAGAGAGGAGAAGGAGAGAGAAAAUGGGGUGGGGAUGGGGAAUAAUGGAAGGAGUAGUAGUAGUGGGUUCAUUAGUGUUGCUGGGAUGGGCAGGUUUAUGGUUCUUAAACCGCAGAUUAUAUAAAGAAUAUGAAGAGAAAAGGGUUCUUGUUCAGAUCAUCUUCAGCAUUGUUUUCGCCUUUUCCUGUAAUCUUCUUCAGCUUGUUUUGUUCGAGAUCAUUCCUGUACUUUCCAAAGAGGCUCGAUGGAUGAACUGGAAGCUUGAUUUGUUUUGCUUGAUUUUGUUAUUGGUGUUCAUGUUGCCAUAUUACCAUUGCUACUUGAUGCUUUGCAAUAGUGGUGUAAGAAAGGAACGAGCUGCACUUGGGGCUAUCUUAUUCUUGUUGGCCUUCUUGUAUGCUUUCUGGCGAAUGGGCAUCCACUUUCCGAUGCCUUCACCUGAUAAAGGAUUUUUUACCAUGCCUCAGCUGGUUAGCAGAAUCGGGGUGAUUGGGGUGACCGUCAUGGCUGUCUUAUCGGGCUUUGGGGCUGUAAAUUUACCUUACAGCUAUCUGUCUCUCUUUAUCAGGGAGAUUGAGGAAUUUGAAAUAAAAUCGUUGGAGAGGCAAUUAAUGCAAUCAAUUGAGACUUGCAUUACCAAAAAGAAGAAAGUCAUACUUUGUCAAAUGGAGAUGGAAAGGAGUCAAGUAUCGGAAGAGAAGAUGAAUGCUAGGUCUUUCCUGAAGAGAAUUGUUGGGACAGUUGUGAGAACUGUACAGGAAGACCAAAGGGAACAAGAUAUUAAGAACCUUCAAGCUGAGGUACAGGCUUUAGAGGAGUUGUCAAAGCAGCUGUUCUUGGAGAUUUAUGAGCUUCGUCAAGCAAAGGAAGCUGCUGCUUUUUCUCGAACUUGGAAAGGCCACAUGCAGAAUCUUUUGGGUUACGCAUGUUCAGUCUAUUGUGUCUACAAAAUGAUUAAGUCUUUGCAGAGCGUUGUCUUCAAGGAGGCUGGUUCAGUCGACCCUGUCACAAAGACAAUAAGCAUAUCCCUACAAUACUUUGAUAUAGGAAUCGAUGUCACACUAUUAUCCCAGUAUAUAUCCCUACUAUUCAUCGGGAUGUUGAUUGUCAUGUCAGUUCGAGGAUUUCUAUCAAACUUAAUGAAGUUCUUCUUUGCAGUUUCCAGAGGAGGGAGUGGAUCUUCUAGCAACGUUGUCCUAUUUUUGUCAGAAAUCAUGGGAAUGUAUUUUCUCUCAUCUAUUCUUUUGAUAAGGAAAAGUUUAGCAACUGAAUACAGGAUGAUAAUAACGGAUGUUUUGGGAGAUAUACAGUUUGACUUCUAUCAUCGCUGGUUUGAUGCAAUAUUUGUUGCUAGUGCCUUCCUUUCCUUGCUUUUGCUUUCUGCACAUUAUACAUCUCGCCAAGCUGACAAACAUCCAAUUGAUUAGGGUGUGCAUGUUUUAAAUAUCUGACAAAAGUGUGGAAGUCUCUUAUCAAGUUUAUACUACUGUUGAGCAACUGGUAUAUCAUCAUGGAAAAAUAUUGUCAGUCAUCAUACAAUAUGAUGGUAAACUCGGCCUCGUCUUUUGUGCAUAGAUACGAGAAUUUGUUCUAGAAUUAUAUGGUGUUUGGUACCCAAAAACCUUUCGGAUAUUGGUCUAUGGGAGCCUAUUUUGGAUGGCAGUAUUCCAUUGAAACCCAGUUGCAACAUACUAACAGUUGGAUAUUUCCAUGUAAGCUGUUCGAAUCACCAUUCAGACAUCAGAUGGAGGCUUCGCGCAGGAGAAACAAACUAACACAUUAAGAUUUAUUGGUGCACUGAAAAUAUUGUAUGUAUAACCUCAAUUAUUUUGAAAGAGGUGUUGCCGCUGUUGCGUCAUUAUCACGAUUUGAACACUUGAAUACAAAAGUAAUACAAGUAUUGUUAUAAUGUUUUCAAGUCAAGAGUAAUACAAGUAUUGUUAUAAUGUUUUCAAGUCAA